Salpingoeca rosetta is the source of this 744-nucleotide messenger RNA. RefSeq lists its product as uncharacterized. Bases 1 to 744 code for a protein of 247 amino acids. NCBI's taxonomy places the organism in Eukaryota, Choanoflagellata, Craspedida, Salpingoecidae. The record is from RefSeq and is a predicted model, not a curated record. The transcript has a single exon.
AUGGGUUUGAGGCUUCCUUCUCCACCAGUAGUGCCUCUUCCACCCCUUGCACAACCAAACACACCCAAUCCAGCGCCAUUGACAGGAAUAAUGAUCUCUCUCUUUUUGCUAUGGUUUGAACGCAGCUUGUAUGAAAAACGGUCUCUCUUCUCUUCCGUGUUUCCUGUCGUUGCUGAUGCAACUUGUGUGUGUGUUUCAUCUCUGUCCGUGUCCUUCUAUCGGACUGCAGCUGCCACGUACACUUCUUCACCACUCUUUUCCUUCUCUUCCCCUCUCGGUUUUGCCUCCCCCCCUCUCUCUUUCCUCUUUCCCUCUUCGUCUAUUGUUGCUUCGCUUUGUAAUGGGAUUACACUAAUUUGUCGCAGCGGUAUGCUGCAUCCAUGCCGGUGCCCGCGCUGCUUGCAUGCAACCCUGCUGCCUCCAGGCAGCGCUGUUACCACCACAUUGCCCGCUCGCUUGCAUGGGCGUGUGUGUGUGUCUGCUGCGUAUUUGUGCCUGUGUAUGUAUGUGUCUACAAAUGUCUGCACCUGUUUCUGUGUGUAUGUCUUGUUCUCUUUGCCCUGUUGUUGUCCCCUUUGCUGUGGCCCUGGCUCGUUCCCCGCCACAAGGGCCACCUCCCUCCCGCUGCCUUCCAGCGUGCUAACGAUGGCUGCAUGCACUCACACGCCGUGCGCGCGCGUGUGUGUGCGUGUGUGUGUGCCUUCGUGGUUUGAGGGGGACUUUGUUAUUGGUCGUUGCCAAUAA